AUGUCAAUUGAUUCAACGUCAAGUGAUCUCAAAGUGUUCCCAAGCCGAGUUUCUUCGGUUUCAUCGGAGUUUGGUAGGUCAUGGUUAAUAUAGCUUAUUUUUGUUGUACUGAAGUUCAUAGUGGUGAUAAUGUAACAUGGUCUUUAAAUCAGAUGUAAAAGAAUAUAUUUUACAUUUUUGUCAAUUUUGAUUAUUAGUUUUUUGAAAAAUUUUAGUUAUAAAACUUUUUUGUCAGAGCCAGCUAACAUGGUUGAUAUUACUUAUUUGUGUCAUACUGAGUUCUAGAGAAAUAAUAUGACAAAAUGGUUUUUACAUAAGCUGUACAAGGCUUUUUUUAUAUUUUUGUCAAAUUUGAUCUUUUGUUUUUUGAUAAAUUUUGAAGUUAUGAAAUAUGUUACCUAAAACUUGAGUUUCUCUUACUUUCUUUUAUUUUUUUAUUCAUAUCCGGCUGAAUCCGAUGGGUAAAUUCAAGAAAGUUUGUAAAAAGUUUAAAUUCUGGAAAAGUGGCAAGAAGAAAGAGGAAAAGCCAGGUUUAUAUUACUAUUUUUCCUAUAUUAUCUACCUUAAUAUCCACAUUUUUGGUGAUUUUUAGUGAAAAAAAUGAAAACUUGUUUUAAAUGACAUUUUUGAUAAUCAGAUGCCCUACCAAAGCAUAUAUUGUUGGCAAAAAGUGAGUUAAGCAAGAACUUGGACGAGGACUGCCGAAAAAGCUUGGCCAAAGUGUUGAUGUUGGUGUUGAAGUGGGACUUCGAGGCAAAUAAGGAUGAUCUUGCAGCGUAAGUUAACGUCAUUUGUUUUUGAUUGUAAUCUAAGAUAUUUUUGAAUGCAUUUCGACUAGUUUUGGAUAACAUCACUUCGAAUUUUGGAUUUAAACUUGAAAAAAUGGCAAAAUUUAGACAUUUUUAGGGCAAAUUUUAAAAAAGGUGUCAUAAUGACGGAUUUAUGAUAAGAAACGUCAUUUUUUGGUAAAGGUAGUUAAAUAUUGGUCUUCUAGUUAAGAUAAAAACUAAAAUUUCAAUUUUCAGUCAAUUCAACGCCGAAUCCAACGAUAUUGUAGUAGCCAACCUGGAUGUCACCGACUACAUGGUGGAGCUAAAAAAGGUGGUUGAUAAUGAAAAAGAAGAAAUUCCAGAGCUUGUUGGUGCCAUAAAAGCAGCUGAGUUUGUAAAAAAGAAUGGGACGAUCUCACUUUUGGGCAGUUUUCUACUUACACUACUGGAACGAGGUAUGAUAAUAUAAAAUUGGUCAUAACUUUUGAUGGGGUUGACGAAAAUUUCAUUUUUUUUUGGGGAAGGUGAAUAAGAUAAUGUGUUUUAAUUGUGUUAUUGUGAUUUCGAACACGUUUUUCAAAAUUGGUACAAAAUGGGGCUUUUCCUUUAAGUGUGAUAUGACUUUAUAACUUACUUAUAUAUUGAUGCAUACCUUUUGUAAGACCAAAUAAAUUACCUAGAAUCGUAUCGAAAAAGUUAAAAUGAUGUUUGUAGGUUCAUAUGACAGUAGACAUCGAGUACUAAUACGCCAUACUGGUGCGCUGCUGGGCGUUCAAUGGAAUUCAUUCGAGGAAAUUGAAGACACGUUGGUGUAUUCGUUGAUGAAUCAGGAUUAUGUUGAAACUGAGUAGGUUUACAGUACUAUAUUAAUUUUUGAAAUAGUCUUAUGAUAUCUGAAAAGAUAUUUUUAUACGUUAUUAUACUAAAAAUUGAGUAUAAACAUCAAAAAAUGAUCUUACACUUGAGUAAUAUUGCUGUACUUGCAGGAACAAUCUAAAAGAAGGGUUAGUUUAAGGUGUUGUGAUAGUAAAACUGUUGUGAUUGUGCUGGUAUUGUGUAGUAAAUAUUGUGAUCUUAUAAAUAAUGUUAAAAUAAUGGAGUAUAUUGAUGUUUUAAUCAUAGUUUUAUCAAAUUUCAGCACCGCCAAGGCUACAAGGGAGCGGAAUUCAAAGAUGAAGAAGUUUAAACGAUACGCGUUAAUUGGAGUUGCUGGUAGUGUUGGUGGAGUUCUAAUAGGUAAGGAGAAGCAUAUUUUGAACCUACCCGUUAGUGCCAAACCUAUAUCACUAUGAAACGUAAUGACGCUCCGAACAUUCUAGGAUUAACUGGAGGCCUUGCAGCGCCAUUAGUCGCCGGAGCAGCUGGCAUGGUUGUCGGCACGGGAGCGGUGGCUGGACUGGCUACAACUACUGGCGCAGCUAUUAUGGGUUCUAUUUUUGGUGCUGCUGGUGCUGGUUUGGCUGGGUACAAAAUGAAAAAACGGGUCGGGGCCAUUGAUGAAUUCGUGGUGGAGAGUCUGACAGAAGAGCGAAGUCUGAGUUGUGUUUUGUGUGUCAGUGGAUGGAUUGAUGAGGAGGUAUGGCCAUGUGUAGUUGGAGAAAAAAGAAUAAAAUAGUUGAAUUUUGAUAUUUUAGUUAACAAAUAUGAGUUUUGUUGCUAUUUUAGGCAUGAAAAUGAACAUUUUUUUGGUACUUUAGGUAACAAAACUGUAUUCUUUUGGUAUUUUAGGCAUGAAAUCGACCAGUUUUUUUAAAUUUAGGUAAUAAAGUUCAGGCUUCUUGCUAUUCUAGGCAUGAAAUAGACAAUUUUGUGGUAUUUUAGGUAACAAAUUUUCUAAAUUAAAAUUUUCAGGACAAUGAUAAAGCCUUUAAAAUGCCGUGGAGACAUUUGAUGUUGGCCAAAGAGCAAUAUACAUUGAGAUACGAAAGUAAAUACUUGAUCGAACUGGGAAAGGCUAUUGAUUACCUAAUGUCAUUUGCAAUUUCAUACGCUAUUCAACACACUUUGAUGGAAACUGCACUUGCUGGUAGGUUGGGCGUGGUAAAAUUGGAAGGGAGAGGUGGUUUUUUAAAUAGAUUGGGGAUGGUAAAACGAGGUUUUUGAUUGGGCGUGGUAAAAUCUGUGGUUUAUAGCUAGGCAGUCUUAAAAGCGUAUUUCUUGAAUAGGGCGUGGUAAAGUUUUGCUUUUUUAGGUUUGACGGGGGGGGGGGGUAGUAAAAGUCAAAAUUUUGCAUUGGGCGUGGUAAAACAUUUUUUGAGGAGUUGUUUUUUUUCUAAAGUAUAGUAAAAUACGUUUUUUUAAUUGUUGUAUUAAAAUUGUUUUCAGUUUGGGCGUGGUAAAAUAUUUUUUAAGGAAGGGGGAGGCUUUUUUAGGGCAUGGCAAUAAAAUUUUAAAUCAUAUUUUAGGCCUAAUGACAGCCAUAGCCUGGCCUUUAGUCCUGGUAUCAUCAGCCUCAGUCAUCGAUAACCCAUGGAACGUUUGUGUCAGCAGAGCGGCCGAAGUCGGCGAACAACUAGCUGAUGUGUUAUUGACUAGGGCUCAUGGUAAACGACCGAUCACAUUGAUCGGCUUCUCCUUGGGAGCUAGAGUAAUAUAUCAUUGUUUGUUGGCUAUGAGCAAGAGGGAUGAUUGUAGAGGUGGGCAUUCUUGAAAUGUUACUUAAAGCAAUAAAAAUAUUGAUUUUUUUGGUUAAAAUGAGGUUUUUGUUACCUAAAAUACUAAAAUAUAGUCAUUUUGUUACUUAAAAUACUAAAAUAUAGUCAAUUUGUUUCUUAAACUAUUAAAAAAUAUUGAUUUUGUUAUCUAAAAAACCAAAAAUAUGGAUUUUGCUAUUUAAAAAUAUGAAAAUAUAAACGUUCUGCCAUUUUCAAUUGACAUUUCACUCAUUUUGCUUAUUUUCAGGUAUAAUAGAAGACGUAGUACUACUCGGAGCACCAGUAAGUGCCUCACCGAAGAUGUGGAAGCAGCUGUGUACGGUUGUUGGAGGUCGCAUCAUUAAUGGAUACUGUACCACUGACUGGUUAUUAAAGUUCUUAUAUCGUACUAUGAGUGUGCAAUUUACGAUCGCUGGUACUGGACCGGUUAUUGUCAAGGAUGAGAAGAAGAUUGUCAACAUCAAUUUGAGUCAUAUUGUAGGUGGAUUACUGUACUUUUACUGUUACCUUUACUCCUACCCUUACCCCUACCUUGGCUCUAUUCUUCUAUUUUUCCCUACCGUACCGUACCGUACCCUACCUUGCUUUAUCAUUACUUUUAACCCUAUUCUUACUGUUACUCUUAUCCCUACUUUUACCCCUUAACGCUACUUUUACUAAAACCCUUUAAAACUAUAUAUUAUUGUAGAUAAAAGGCCACAUGGACUACUCGAAAAAGCUGACCGAGGUCCUGGAAGCAGUGGGAAUCAGAGUCAGUGAAUACUCGAAAGAAUCCAAAGAGAAUCUACAAAAAUACUUUGAGGAACAAGCGGAAAAAGAAAAGGAAUCAAACCCAGAAAUGGUGACAUGCUCGAUGGAAAACGGCCGAGAAGUGGCUAGAAAUAUGGAGGGCAAGGUGGUGUUUAGACAAGAAACCAACAAUGAUAAUAGUGAUGAGGAGAAGAAGGAGAAUGAAGGAAGGACAGUUGAAAAGAAUGGGAUAAAGGAAGAAAAAGAACUGAAGAAGGAAAAUGAAGAAAAGAAAGAAGAAAAGGAUGAAAAUUAA
Bursaphelenchus okinawaensis is the source of this 4469-nucleotide messenger RNA. The record is from the annotation of a GenBank genome assembly. NCBI's taxonomy places the organism in Eukaryota, Metazoa, Nematoda, Chromadorea, Rhabditida, Aphelenchoididae.